AUGUUUGAGGGCUUCAUGAGCCAUGCAACCGAGACUGAUAUGCUGCAUGCGGCAAAGGAUAGACCAAUUGUUGCACUAAAUGUUACGUCGCACCGCUGCGACGCAUUGGUGAUUCAGGCGGACAAGAUAUCUAGUCUUGAACUGCCCAACCUCGAUAUCCAAUCCAUCCAAGCCCGCAGCUCAGAUCCACAGUCGGUCGAGACGCUCAGCUGGCUCUGGGACACCACCGUCCUACCUGUGUUGGACUCCCUCGGCUACCAUGGUCCCCCCGCUGGCACUGGCAACUCAGGCUCCAUGCCACACAUUUGGUGGAUUCCCACCGGUUCACUGAUCGGAUUUCCCUUGCACGCUGCGGGCCAUCAUCUCCGCCGCAAUUCCGAGACAGCCCUUGACAGGGUUGUGUCCUCGUACAGCCUGUCCGUCAACGUUCUCAUCCGUACCAGACAACAGCGUCGUGACCACCUAGCUGGCACACUGCGGUCGCAAAAGGCCCUCAUAGUUUCCGCACCGAGGCCACCGGGUCAGCAGGCACUCCACCACGCCGAAGAUGAGGCCAAGGCCGGCGUUCAUGAUAUAGUCAAGAGACUCAAGUCAUGCUGCAUCUUACACUUUAUAGGACAUGGUAAAACCGACAAACAAGAUCCCUUCGGAAGCGCUCUAAUCCUCGACAGCGGCGACGAGCUGGCCAUUAACGAGCUGGUCGAGACCGUGCUCUCCAACCCUCCGUUCCUGGCCUACUUGUCCGCUUGCGGUACAGGCCGUGUAGGGAAUGAGACUGCGACGGAUGAGCUACCUCUCGCUGCCGCAUUCCAAGUUGCCGGGUUUUGA
Molecule: messenger RNA, 828 nt
Organism: Podospora pseudocomata
Lineage: Eukaryota; Fungi; Ascomycota; Sordariomycetes; Sordariales; Podosporaceae
Exons: 2
Coding region: 1-828 (275 amino acids)
Source: RefSeq, a predicted model, not a curated record